This is a messenger RNA of Amaranthus tricolor (Joseph's coat), 1529 nucleotides long. RefSeq lists its product as uncharacterized. The record is from RefSeq and is a predicted model, not a curated record. The coding region runs from base 45 to 1322 and encodes 425 amino acids. The transcript is spliced from 3 exons. Gene Ontology annotation, molecular function: flavin adenine dinucleotide binding; tRNA dihydrouridine synthase activity. Lineage: Eukaryota; Viridiplantae; Streptophyta; Magnoliopsida; Caryophyllales; Amaranthaceae. Gene Ontology annotation, biological process: tRNA processing.
UUUUUUUUCGAAAGGAAUCUGAAGUUGCCGGCAAUGAGUUGCUAAUGAGAUUUUCUAUCCUUCGCCGCCAUAACCAACUUCCAAAACUUCCUUCCAUGGCUUCUCUCACAUCUCAAAGCCUAACUCUGCCGCCAUCUUCCACGGUAGAAGAAAACAACCUUGACGACCUCCUUUGUUCUUCCGGACCGUUAUCAGAGGAGAGAGAAUCAAACCUUGAUGAAAACGGUUGUUUAUUGGGCCAUCCAAGUGGAUACUUAAGCGGGGAGGCACGGAUAGAGAGGGCUUGGUCUCACUGGAAGAAGUUGGGACAGCCUAAAUUGAUAGUUGCUCCUAUGGUGGAUUGCUCUGAACUUCCGUUUAGGAUGCUUUGUCGUAAAUAUGGAGCACAGGCUGCUUAUACGCCUAUGUUGCAUUCUAGAAUCUUUACUGAGACGGAGAAGUAUCGGACUAUGGAAUUCACUACUUGCCAGGAGGACCGGCCAUUGUUUGUCCAGUUUUGCGCAAAUGAUCCAGAUGUCUUACUUGAUGCUGCUCGGAGGGUUGAGCCAUUUUGUGACUAUGUUGAUAUUAAUUUGGGCUGUCCUCAGCGUAUUGCUCGACGAGGUAAUUAUGGAGCGUUUUUGAUGGAUAAUCUCCCUCUCGUAAAGUCUUUAGUUGAAAAAUUGGCUCAAAACCUUGAGGUUCCCAUUUCAUGCAAAAUUAGAAUCUUCCCCAAUCUAGAAGAUACAAUAAACUAUGCUAGAAUGCUGGAGGAAGCUGGUUGUUCUCUUCUAGCUGUUCAUGGUCGAACUAGAGAUCAGAAAGACCAGAAGAAAAUUAGGGCUGACUGGAGUAUAAUUAGGAAGGUCAAAGAUGCAGUAAGGAUUCCAGUUCUUGCCAAUGGGAACAUUAGACACAUGGAUGAUGUUAACAGCUGCUUGACGGCAACAGGUGCAGAAGGCGUGCUCUCUGCUGACGCUCUGCUCGAAAACCCAGCUCUAUUUGCAGGUUUUCGAACCCCUGAAUGGGUGGAAAAUGGUCUAGACAGUUGUAAAGACGGGAACAUAAACCAGGCAGAUCUUCUGGUUGAAUAUCUGAAACUUUGUGAAAAGUACCCUGUGCCAUGGAGAAUGAUCCGUGCCCAUGUCCAUAAGAUGUUGGGAGAGUGGUUUCGGAUGCAACCACAGGUUAGAGAAGAGCUCAACGCACAAUCCCGUCUUACAUUUGAGUUCCUUUAUGGCUUGGUGGAUCAACUUAGGCAACUAGGCGUAAAAAUUCCACUUUAUUUGAAGGACGGUAAUAGUGAUGAGAAAACUGACCCUACUAGUGAUGUACCUCUGUGAUACGUGACCAUCCAAGUUUGUUGCACAACGUCAUAUGUUGUUCGAGGUGCAUAUUUUUUCAAGAACACGAUUCAUUUUUCGUCAUACAAUAUUUAACGUGUAAUAUUAGACAACUAAGUUUAUCAUUGGGAAUACAUAUUCAUUCGGUUUAAACGUUAUAUCUGUAUCCUACUAAAUCAAAGUAUUCAAUAGAUAUGUUUAUUGUUA